AUGGCCUCCCUCGCCGAAUUCGGGUUCGGCGUCCCGAAACGGCGGGCGAGCGCGGAGGGAGGGGGGGACGGGAGGCGGGCGAGCGCGGAGGGGGACCGCCGCGCAUCGGGCGAUCGCGCGGGACCGCCAAGGACGGCACCCGACUCGGCGAGGGGAGGCGGCAACAAACGCAACAGCGGCGGCGGCAACGGCGGCGAGGGGCGCGGUCGCAACAGCGUGGGGUUCGCGCCGCCGCCGUUCGACGGAGCCCGCGUGGGAGCGGAGCUCGCGUCCGCCAAGUCCUUGCUGCUCUGGUUCCACGAGGAUCGCGCCGAUUGCAUCGAUCGCGCGCUCGGCGAGGGGCUCUGGGACGACUUCCUCGAGCCCCUGGAGAGAGAAGGCAGAUGGCACGUGCGCCAGUGCAGCUACGAGGACCUGCAGGAGGAGCGCAGGCGCCGCCGCGACCCCGCGCGCCGGGACGACCAAUCGUCGGUACCGCGGCCCCCGGUCAAGGCGGCCAUCGACAGCGUCGCGGCGAUGAAGUGCUCGCUGGGCACCCGCAAAGACGGGCGCCACGGCGUCGUCGUCGCGUGGGAACUACAGUUCGACGACACCGCGCGCGCCAUCGCGGGGUACGAGAAGAUCGCGAAGUGCCUCUACGACGCCGGGGUGGUGGACCAGAGCGUGCCGCCGUUCGCGCGCAACUGCCACCUGAAGGAGUGGAUCCCGUUCCCCACGCGGAUGGCGCUGACGACGCCGAAAGUUUUGGCAUCCGACGAGGAGGUGGACGACGCGAUGCGGAAGAUCCCGAGCAGACUCAAACGCGCGCUCUUCCCCUUUCAGGAGGCUGGGGUGAGGUUCGGGUUGAAGCGACGCGGCCGGUGUUUGAUCGGGGACCAGAUGGGGGUGGGAAAGACGCUUCAGGCGCUGGCGCUCGGGUCUUGCUACCUGGACGAGGGCCCGUUGCUGGUCAUCGCGCCGAAGUCGAUGCGGCUGACGUGGGCGCGGGAGCUCGAGCGUUGGCUGCCGGACUUGAGGCCCAAGAAUUUGCUGGUGUGCGACUCGCAGAACCAGGCGACGGCUCCGCUGAGGCUGAUGGCGCGCGCGAUGCGUAUUCGAGACGAGCUCAGGCGAAGUCGGAUUGACGACGACGGGGACGACGAGGACGACGUCGGCGGCUCGACGGACGCGAUCGCGCGGAUGGAGGCUGCGCAGGCCGCGCGCGAGAUCUUGGAUCAGCCCCGCGUCGUCGUCGUCGCGUACAAGAUGUGCCAGCUCCUCAGCGCGCACAUUCGGAGCAUCCGGUGGGGCGCGGUGAUUGUCGACGAGUCGCACACGCUUCGAACCACGCCGAGCCUCUCCGGCGGCGACGGCUGCGAAUCCGAACAGACGGCGACGAUACUUCGAAUGAUCCGCGGCUCCAAGCCCGAGUACGCCAGGGUGGACCCGCCGGAGACGCGUGGAUGGCGACCAAUCUCGGAUCGAGUCGUGCUGUGCAGCGGGACGCCGUCGCUGACCAAGCCGUUUGACAUGUACAACCAGAUUGACGCGCUGCGGCUCGGGUUAUUGGGCGACAAGAAGACGUUCAUGCACGCGUACUGCGACUUUCAUCAGAACAGAUUCGGGCACCACAACGUCCGCGGCGGUAAGCGGUUCGCGGAGUACCAGGUGCUGCUGCGGAACGUGAUGAUCCGCCGCCUGAAGAGCGACGUGGCGAAUGACCUACCGGCCAAGCGGAGGGACAAGGUGUACGUCGACGUGACAAAGGACGACAUGAGUGCGGCGUGGAGGCACAUCGGCGAGCAGGGCAGGGUGAACCUCGAGGACGACGGCGUGGACUGCGAGGGGGAACCGAACAGCGCGGGUUCCAUCGCGAAGAUGCAGGCAAUCGGGCUCGCAAAGGCUCGCGGCGCGAGCGAAUGGAUCAAGGAUUUCCUCGGCAUCGAGACCGGCGGCGACAUCAGCGAGAGGGAUUGGCGGGAACUCGGCCUCGACGAGGAUCAGCGAAGGGCGUACACCGACUCGCUCAAGGAGAUGCCCAAGACUGUGAUAUUCGCCCACCACAGGUUGGUGAUGGACUACGUCGAGGACAAGGUGCUGCGAAAGAUGCCGAGAGAUUGGGACGACGCGAACCUUCCGUACAUACGCUUCGACGGGAGCACUCCGGGUCAGGAGCGCGACGCGGGCUGCGACCGGUUCAAAAACGACGAUAACUGCAGGGUGGCGCUGGUGUCCGUCACCGCCGGCGGCGUGGGCAUCGACUUUUCGAGGGGUUCCGUGGUGAUAUUCGUCGAGUUGCCCCUGGCGCACCUCGUGGAGCAGGCUGAGGACCGGGUGCACAGACAGGGCGUCGCCGACCCGGUCACCGUGUAUUACCUGGUGGCCAGGGGCGCGGGCGAGUGGCACGACAGGAAACGUCUGGAGAGCAUCGACGUGUCUCUAGACACGACGCGUCGCGCCCUCGGCGACCACGACGCCGCGGACGCGCGCGGGCUGGACGUUCGGAACAGGAAGAGCGCGAGGGGCGCGGGACCCGGCGGUGAGUCACCGCCCGGUGAGUCACCGCCCGGUGAGUCACCGCCCGGUGAGUCACCGCCCGGUGAGUCACCGGGUCGCGACGACCUCUCAGCAGAGACAGAGACGCGUUUGGACUGGUUCAACGCCUCAUCGCGCGAACGCCGGUGCGGCGAGGACGAGGAACGGUCGUACGCGACCCCGCCGCCCCCCGACGACCUUUGGUUUGAGUACAGCGGCGCCACCCAACGCGUGCACCUGCACGGAGCCGCCGACGGCUCGGCGCCGCUGGGUCAAUCGUUCGACCCGAACGACGUGUGCAGAACGGAGCGCAGGCUCCGCGCCGAGCUCGACCAGACCGUCCCGGCGGACGUCAAGAGGAAGCGGUGGACCAGGCCGCUGGACGUGCGUUUGUCGGACGCGGCGGCGGAUGACGGAUUAAUCGGGGGCGAUAAGAGUUCCGGGUUUUCCCGGAGUCACGCGCCGAGGCUGUGGGGUCGCGUCGACGCCGUCUUCGCCGCCGCCGCGUACGUGCACGAGCUGGAGGCGCUCAAGGCUGAGGAUAAGAACACCAUCGCGAGGGUCCACGCGUGCGUUCGGGGUUCCAUCAAGGACUACAUACACGGCGCGAUUGGUUCUUCCAUCGAUUCUUCCGGGAAUUCGUCCAAAAACGCGGGGGCAGGGUCGGCGUCGACGACUCGACACGGAAGCGGUCGCCGCGAGCCCCUCCCCGAGCACGCGGAGUGGCGCCCCGUCCUCAUCGCGAACGUUCGCGGCCGGGGGGAGCCCCGAGAGGCUAAGGAACCCGUCUCGCUGGGAUGGGAAGACGUCUCUGCGGAUGGAACGAAAAAAAAAACCGUCCCCGUCGGUACCCCGCUGUGCCUGAAGUGCAUGAAACCGAGGGACGGAGCCAACCCGCUCGGGGACGGCGCCCCGGACCUCGACCUCGACUCCAUGGUCCACGUGCGCGCGUUCACGCAGGCCAUCGCGUCCGGUCCGCGGACGGUUGCAUCCACCGCGGAUCUGUUUUGCUCCGAGGAGUGCGCCGUGCUCGACUCGCAGACUCGAAGCGCGGCGGCGCUGAGGCGCGCGUGCUUCGAACGGGACCGAGGCGUCUGCGCAACGUGCGGCCUGGACUGCGACGACUUGGUCCGCAGGAUCCGCGUGAUGCGGUGCCAGGACGACCGCCGCGACGCCGUGCUCGCGGCGUGGCCGGCGAUGGGCCACCGGGGCAACGGCGGCCGGCUGAGUAAGCUGGCGCAGACGGCGGCGAGCGGGCACGCGUGGGAGUGCGACCACGUUCGUGCCGUCUACGACGGCGGCGGCGAGUGCACGGUGGACAACUGCCAGACGCUGUGCGUGCUGUGCCACAAGGCGAGGACCGCGGCGCAGGCCAAGGAGAGGGCGGAGAGGCGCAAGGCGGAGAAGGAGAAGAAGGAGAAGAAGGGUCAGGGGACGAUUCAAGCGGGUUUCGCCGUCGCUCACCUCGCCAACUGCGUGGACCUCACGGCGCUGGAAGGGCUGGACGUGGAGGUGCCGGAGUCCCAAGAGCUCGAGGCGGUCGACUGGCGCACCGCGCGAGUCGUCCGAGACGAUGAUGCGCGCGAGGAAGAGGACGAGGGUGAGGAAGAGAACGAGGACGAGGCUGACUCAGACUCCGCGGUGCCCGAAACGGACGACGACGAGGCGGACGAGAACAUCGCGCCGACGCAGUCGCCGCCGCGGGUGUUGCCGGCGAAGAGGAAAAAAGCGUCGCUCGGCGUCUCGCAACCCGACCCGCAGCACGUGGCGCCGGAAUACUCGGAUUGGGAAGAGGAGCACGUGUCGCCGGAAUACGUAGACUAGAUUAGACGACACUCGUAGACGAUGACGUGACGAUACACUUUGAAGAACAACGUCAGGGAACAACGACCGACUGACAUAUAUUAC
Micromonas commoda is the source of this 4422-nucleotide messenger RNA. RefSeq names its product SNF2 super family. NCBI's taxonomy places the organism in Eukaryota, Viridiplantae, Chlorophyta, Mamiellophyceae, Mamiellales, Mamiellaceae. Gene Ontology annotation, cellular component: nuclear replication fork. Gene Ontology annotation, biological process: DNA repair; replication fork processing. The record is from RefSeq and is a predicted model, not a curated record. The coding region runs from base 1 to 4338 and encodes 1445 amino acids. The transcript has a single exon. Gene Ontology annotation, molecular function: ATP binding; endonuclease activity; zinc ion binding.